Molecule: messenger RNA, 4751 nt
Organism: Lipotes vexillifer (Yangtze River dolphin)
Lineage: Eukaryota; Metazoa; Chordata; Mammalia; Artiodactyla; Lipotidae
Gene: DIP2C
Product: DIP2 acetate--CoA ligase C (putative)
Exons: 37
Coding region: 81-4751 (1556 amino acids)
Source: RefSeq, a predicted model, not a curated record
GCGGGUCCGCGGGGCGCGAGGAGCGGCGAGACCGCGGCCUGGAACAAAGGGAGGCCGGCUGGGGCGGGGGCGUCGCGAGCAUGGCGGACCGCAGCCUGGAAGGCAUGGCGCUGCCCCUGGAGGUGCGGGCCCGGCUGGCCGAGCUGGAGCUGGAGCUGUCGGAAGGUGACAUCACACAAAAAGGAUAUGAAAAGAAGAGAUCGAAAUUGAUUGGCGCCUACCUGCCCCAGCCUCCGAGAGUGGAUCAAGCUUUGCCUCCAGAGCGCCGGGCUCCAGUUACUCCUUCCUCUGCCUCUCGCUAUCACCGCCGAAGGUCCUCAGGGUCACGAGAUGAGCGCUAUCGGUCAGACGUCCAUACAGAAGCUGUCCAGGCUGCGCUCGCUAAACACAAAGAAAGGAAGAUGGCAGUGCCUAUGCCUUCCAAACGCAGGUCCUUGGUUGUGCAGACCUCGAUGGACGCCUACACACCCCCAGAUACCUCCUCUGGCUCAGAAGACGAAGGCUCGGUGCAGGGCGACUCCCAGGGGACCCCCACCUCCAGCCAGGGCAGCAUCAACAUGGAGCACUGGAUCAGCCAGGCCAUCCACGGCUCCACCACCUCCACCACCUCCUCCUCUUCCACCCAGAGUGGGGGGAGCGGCGCCGCCCACAGGCUGGCUGACGUCAUGGCUCAGACGCACCUAGAAAAUCACUCUGCACCUCCCGAUGUAACCACUUACACCUCAGAACACUCAAUACAAGUAGAAAGGCCGCAGGGCUCUACGACGUCAAGAACAGCCCCAAAGUAUGGCAAUGCUGAGCUCAUGGAGACUGGCGACGGAGUGCCUGUAAGUAGCCGGGUAUCAGCAAAAAUCCAGCAGCUUGUCAACACCCUCAAACGACCCAAACGACCACCAUUGCGGGAAUUCUUCGUCGAUGACUUUGAAGAACUGCUGGAAGUUCAACAACCAGAUCCAAACCAGCCAAAGCCAGAGGGAGCCCAAAUGUUGGCGAUGCGUGGGGAACAGCUGGGUGUGGUUACAAAUUGGCCCCCAUCUUUAGAAGCAGCGUUACAGCGAUGGGGGACCAUCUCACCAAAGGCCCCGUGCUUGACCACGAUGGACACGAAUGGGAAACCUCUGUACAUCCUCACUUACGGCAAACUGUGGACAAGAAGUAUGAAGGUUGCUUACAACAUUCUGCAUAAAUUAGGUACAAAACAAGAACCUAUGGUGCGACCUGGAGAUAGGGUGGCACUGGUGUUCCCCAACAAUGACCCUGCUGCCUCCAUGGUGGCUUUCUACGGCUGCCUGCUGGCCGAAGUUGUGCCUGUGCCCAUUGAGGUGCCCCUCACAAGAAAGGACGCAGGAAGCCAGCAGAUCGGGUUCUUGCUUGGAAGCUGUGGAGUGACUGUAGCCUUGACGAGUGACGCUUGCCACAAAGGGCUGCCGAAGAGCCCGACGGGGGAGAUCCCACAGUUCAAAGGUUGGCCAAAGCUAUUAUGGUUUGUCACAGAGUCAAAACAUCUCUCUAAACCUCCUCGAGAUUGGUUCCCGCACAUUAAGGACGCAAAUAAUGACACUGCGUAUAUCGAGUACAAGACGUGCAAGGAUGGGAGCGUGCUCGGGGUGACCGUGACGAGGAUCGCGCUUCUGACCCACUGCCAGGCCCUCACACAGGCGUGUGGCUACACAGAAGCUGAAACAAUUGUGAAUGUGUUGGAUUUCAAGAAAGACGUUGGGCUUUGGCACGGAAUCCUAACAAGCGUCAUGAACAUGAUGCACGUGAUCAGCAUCCCGUACUCGCUGAUGAAGGUGAACCCGCUGUCCUGGAUUCAGAAGGUCUGCCAGUACAAAGCAAAAGUGGCCUGUGUCAAAUCCAGGGACAUGCACUGGGCAUUGGUGGCACACAGGGAUCAGAGAGACAUCAACCUCUCCUCUCUCCGGAUGCUGAUAGUGGCCGACGGCGCAAAUCCCUGGUCUAUUUCUUCCUGUGACGCGUUUCUCAACGUCUUCCAAAGUAAAGGUCUACGCCAGGAGGUCAUCUGUCCAUGCGCCAGCUCACCAGAGGCUCUCACCGUGGCCAUCAGGAGGCCCACCGAUGACAGCAACCAGCCCCCAGGCCGCGGCGUCCUCUCCAUGCACGGCCUGACCUAUGGGGUCAUCCGGGUGGACUCGGAGGAAAAGCUGUCUGUACUCACCGUGCAGGACGUUGGCCUCGUGAUGCCUGGAGCCAUCAUGUGUUCGGUGAAGCCGGACGGAGUUCCCCAGCUGUGCAGGACGGACGAAGUCGGGGAGCUCUGCAUGUGCGCAGUUGCCACGGGCACGUCCUACUACGGCCUCUCGGGUAUGACCAAGAACACCUUCGAGGUGUUCCCGGUGACGAGCUCGGGGGCCCCGGUCAGCGAGUACCCCUUCGUGAGGACGGGCCUGCUGGGCUUCGUCGGCCCUGGGGGCCUCGUGUUCGUGGUGGGCAAGAUGGAUGGGCUUAUGGUGGUCAGCGGGCGCAGACACAACGCCGAUGAUAUCGUGGCCACAGCACUGGCCGUGGAGCCCAUGAAGUUCGUGUACAGGGGAAGGAUAGCAGUGUUUUCGGUGACCGUCCUGCACGAUGAGAGAAUUGUGAUCGUGGCUGAGCAGAGGCCGGACUCCACGGAGGAGGACAGCUUCCAGUGGAUGAGCAGGGUGCUGCAGGCAAUCGACAGUAUACAUCAGGUUGGGGUUUAUUGUCUGGCCUUGGUUCCAGCAAACACCCUCCCCAAAACCCCACUCGGUGGCAUCCAUUUGUCAGAAACGAAGCAGCUUUUCCUGGAGGGCUCACUUCACCCCUGCAAUGUCCUGAUGUGCCCCCACACGUGCGUCACAAACCUGCCCAAGCCUCGGCAGAAGCAACCAGAGAUCGGCCCUGCCUCUGUGAUGGUGGGGAACCUGGUGUCUGGGAAGAGGAUCGCACAGGCCAGCGGCAGAGACCUGGGCCAGAUAGAAGACAAUGACCAGGCCCGGAAGUUCCUGUUCCUCUCGGAGGUCCUGCAGUGGAGGGCGCAGACCACCCCUGAUCACUUGCUGUACACGCUGCUCAACUGUAGGGGCACAAUAGCGAACUCGCUGACGUGUGUCCAGCUGCACAAGCGGGCUGAGAAGAUAGCCGUAAUGCUGAUGGAGAGAGGGCACCUGCAGGAUGGGGACCACGUCGCUCUGGUCUACCCACCAGGAAUAGACCUUAUCGCAGCAUUUUAUGGUUGCCUGUAUGCAGGCUGUGUGCCAAUAACCGUCCGUCCUCCACACCCACAGAACAUCGCAACCACGCUGCCAACCGUGAAGAUGAUCGUGGAGGUGAGCCGCUCCGCCUGUUUGAUGACAACACAACUGAUCUGUAAAUUGUUACGGUCCAGGGAGGCAGCUGCAGCUGUAGACGUCAGGGCCUGGCCCCCGAUACUGGACACAGAUGAUUUGCCAAAGAAGCGGCCUGCCCAGAUCUACAAACCUUCCAACCCAGACACGCUAGCCUAUCUUGAUUUUAGUGUGUCCACGACUGGGAUGCUAGCUGGAGUGAAGAUGUCUCACGCAGCCACCAGUGCCUUCUGCCGUUCUAUUAAGCUGCAGUGUGAGCUCUACCCCUCUAGAGAAGUGGCCAUCUGCCUGGACCCUUACUGUGGACUUGGGUUCGUCCUGUGGUGCCUCUGUAGUGUGUAUUCCGGGCACCAGUCCAUCCUCAUCCCACCUGCAGAGCUGGAGACCAACCCUGCCUUGUGGCUGCUUGCCGUGAGUCAGUACAAAGUCCGGGAUACAUUUUGCUCCUACUCAGUGAUGGAACUGUGUACCAAGGGGCUGGGCUCGCAGACAGAAUCCCUCAAGGCACGAGGACUGGACUUGUCCCGCGUGCGGACCUGUGUAGUGGUGGCAGAAGAACGGCCCCGAAUAGCACUCACCCAGUCAUUCUCAAAACUGUUUAAAGACCUGGGCCUCCAUCCACGGGCCGUUAGCACCUCGUUUGGCUGUAGAGUGAACCUGGCGAUUUGCUUGCAGGGGACCUCGGGGCCCGAUCCGACCACCGUCUACGUGGACAUGAGAGCUCUGAGACACGACAGAGUCCGUUUAGUAGAAAGAGGAUCUCCUCAUAGUUUGCCCCUAAUGGAAUCAGGAAAAAUACUUCCAGGGGUUCGGAUCAUAAUUGCCAAUCCAGAAACAAAAGGACCGUUGGGAGACUCACACCUGGGUGAGAUCUGGGUUCACAGCGCCCACAAUGCCAGUGGUUAUUUCACUAUUUACGGAGAUGAAUCCCUCCAGUCAGAUCACUUCAACUCAAGAUUAAGUUUUGGAGACACACAGACCAUCUGGGCACGAACAGGCUAUUUGGGGUUCCUGCGGAGAACUGAACUCACUGAUGCAAACGGAGAGCGCCACGACGCCCUCUACGUGGUGGGGGCCCUAGAUGAGGCCAUGGAGCUGCGCGGCAUGAGGUAUCACCCAAUAGACAUCGAGACCUCCGUCAUCAGAGCCCACAAAAGCGUCACAGAAUGUGCUGUGUUCACCUGGACAAACUUGCUGGUGGUUGUGGUUGAGCUCGACGGGUCCGAGCAGGAAGCCCUGGACCUGGUGCCCCUGGUGACCAACGUGGUCCUGGAGGAGCACUACCUGGUGGUGGGGGUGGUGGUGGUGGUGGACAUCGGCGUCAUCCCCAUCAACUCCCGGGGGGAGAAGCAGCGCAUGCACCUCCGCGACGGCUUCCUGGCCGACCAGCUGGACCCCAUUUACGUGGCCUACAACAUGUAG